This is a messenger RNA of Zootermopsis nevadensis, 4297 nucleotides long. The record is from RefSeq and is a predicted model, not a curated record. NCBI's taxonomy places the organism in Eukaryota, Metazoa, Arthropoda, Insecta, Blattodea, Termopsidae.
AUGCCGCUGAGAGAUCUGGGUCUCAAAAGGCUCUGGGGAGCUGUGAAAGCAGGAAGUCGAAGCGACUCUGGUGGCGGUGGCUACAACGACGGAGGCAACAGGUGCGAGGAAGCUGGAUUGGGAGGCGGGGUAGAGGACCCAGAGUCUCGGGGCGGUCCCCCUGUCUGUUCCCUACCUCUGCUGCAGGUGUGGCCCAGUCAGGACUCACCCCGAGGAGAAGCAGACGGUCAGAGUUUUGUAUUCACAGCAGAGGACGGAGGCGCCCUGAGUGGAGAUCUGAGAGGGCAGCAUGACCUUGGCAUCGAGUCUGUGCAGAUGCCGCUGAGAGAUCUGGGUCUCAAAAGGCUCUGGGGAGCUGUGAAAGCAGGAAGUCGAAGCGACUCUGGUGGCGGUGGCUACAACGACGGAGGCAACAGGUGCGAGGAAGCUGGAUUGGGAGGCGGGGUAGAGGACCCAGAGUCUCGGGGCGGUCCCCCUGUCUGUUCCCUACCUCUGCUGCAGGUGUGGCCCAGUCAGGACUCACCCCGAGGAGAAGCAGACGGUCAGAGUUUUGUAUUCACAGCAGAGGACGGAGGCGCCCUGAGUGGAGAUCUGAGAGGGCAGCAUGACCUUGGCAUCGAGUCUGUGCAGGUGAGUCCAUCUCCAGGAGCGAUUCAGUGCGCUGUGGUUGUCCAGCCACCUGCCAUCCCUACGUCAUCCCCUUCGCCAACGUCAGGAGGAGCACGACGCCCUAGCAGCGCCCUGUUGCACCCCGAUCAUGCACGACUCCUGAGGGCUCCCAGUUCCCCAGACCAAGCCUCCAUGGAGGAUGUGAACGAGUUCCCCGUGGUGACAUCAGCGUCAAUGACUAGUGUUGCAGCGGCGGUUGCGUCCAUGGGUUCUAGAACCUCUGAUCCAUGGCUCCAACAGGAUCGAGACCGACGAAGAAGUUCCACGAUGACCGGGCGGUAUUCGUUACUGGACGCCCUAGACCUGGAAUACGCGCUCCUGAGAGCCGCGGCUCGAGGUAGUGUGGGCCCUUACAGUCUGUCUGAGUCGUUACAUAAACUGACGUUUACUCAGAGCCUAGCUUUCCCGGCUCUGGCCCGUGGCUUGGCAGGAAAAAGACGUAGGAGCAAUCAGCACAACUCUAGCCCCCUUGAUCCUUCGGACACGGGACUCAACGCCUUCGCCAAGGUGGUCACCGCGUUAGUGCUCAUGCUCGUUAGCGUUCUCGUUUUCGGCGUGGUGUAUAAGUUUGUGCGGACGUGAGGAUUACUCUUGUCCCCAGUAAGGGGACAUCAGUCUGCCGAUAUUUUGCCUGCUAAUUUCACUUCAUUAUUUGGACGAAAAGGCCAUGUUAUCUCCUAGCGAGAGACGUGGGUAUAUCGUUAAUACUGUGUGCUAUGCUCAACAUUGCGUUUCGUCGACAGGACGCAGUUGUGUGCAAUGGUGUGGAUGUUUAUUCAGUGGCUGGCGAAACACUAUGGAACCAGGUAAUAACAAUCGCGACCGACAGGGUUCGGUAAUGCCUCAGUAUUAGGUACGAAACUACGCAUUACAUAUCUCGUGUGCGGGUUGCAUAUAUGUACCUGGUGAUAAUUUUCGUGAAUCGAUUAAAAUCAGGCCAGAAUUUAUUUUCAGCUGUAUUUGAACUAAAAGGUAAUUAUCCAGUUUAAAUGCAGUAUACCGCAAAACUUUUGCCAAAGACUUACUUAUAAUUCAUUCUACGGAAAAUGUUGAAACAUCCGUUUUCUUGUUCGUGUAGCUUUUACGUAAUGAAAAAUGGUUUAUAGAAAUUAAAUAGGCUGUGUCUGAAAAUAACUGAUCAUGUACCAUGACGCUGUUCUUCAGCUACGUUUAUAAAAUACUUUAAUAUUCUAAAAGUAUAUAACCUUCCGUUUAAUUUAAAAGUUCGUGUUGGUGACCUCAAAUUAUCACGUUAUUUAUUUUUUGGACACAAAAUAAUUGGUGACCAAGUAAUCAAUUACGACACGAAGGAAUCAGUUUUAAAUCAGAAACUCUUUAGUUUCUGGCAGAAACACAGACGCGUCACAGCAAGCUAUUUAUCAUAGCAAACAUAUUUGGAAGAAAGUGUGAAGUUGCUAUUUUAAAUAUGGUAAAUUAAAAUAUGCAAGACCAUGGCCUAUAAAAAUUUCUCAUUAAUUCGCCUCUGAUAAGGUUUAGGGCGAAUUGUGAUGGAAUUAUUUUAUUUCGGUACUGAAUUAUUGUAUUUUAUUUUACGUUACUUGGGGUGUUGCCCACCUAAAAUAUUAAUUUAAAUAUCGUAGUUAAGAUACAGUGACACUCUUAAAUGUGCGUAAGAAGAGAUGUCGAGAAAAUAUCUUGAGAGAUUUUGCUCGUCGCCAUGCCUGUUUUAAGAAGAUAUCAAAACAAAGAAAAGAAAAUCAACGUCAGUCCAGUAAAUAAACAUUCAGCAAUAGAAGAAAAAACACCCAUUUUUGGGAAGUGUUCUGGUAAUCUUCAUGUCAAAUCAAGAUUCAUAUUUGUAUUUAUAAAUACAUUGUGCUAAAAAUUGCGGAAUAACCUGCCAAUUUCCUUUUCAGGGAAUUUUUUAGAGGUCGGUUUCAUUGAUAAAUUUGGCAAUUUUACUUUACAUCUGGUAAGACUUAAGGUUCUCACGGCGGUGAAUUUAAAGGUGAGUUUCCUCUCUGAUAUUGCGCCAUGUUAUCUGGUGUUUAUCAUCCUGACGAUGGAGGCAGUAAGCUCUUCUGAAACGUCGGCAUCCCACAAGACAGCCUUCUUCAUAUUCGCCGCCGUGAGAUUCCGAAACCUCACCUAACAUCGCGUAAUAAACACAUGGCACACGUUUGUAUACAUUUCAGUUGCUGUAAUAAUUAAUUACGUGGUGUAUCUUGUAAUUAGUCGAACUCCUUUAAAGUUAUAAUGUAUGUUGUAUUACAGUGUUUUGCAGAUAUGUGCCCAUUCUGAAGCAACCGAGAGAAAGUAUCAGAGAAAGUGAAUAAUUUCUAGGGUCCAGGAGAAAGGUCUCAGUUAAGUUGUUCAUUGCAUUGCUAAGGGAAGAUUAAUAAAUUUUUGUAUAAUUAUUUACUAUGAAAACAAGAUCGAGAUCAAUUUAUAUAGCAUAAAUAAAGUCGUGGAAAUGAUUUAGAUUGCUUUGUAUCGUGUAUGUCAUAUAAAUUAUAACUUUUGUUCUCGGACAUCGCCCAUCAAGUCUUUGAAUGUCCCCUUUAAAUACUUUUACUUCAAACUCCAAAUGACGUGGUGUUAGUUGAGACGUGAUGUUUUCUUGCGGGCGAGAAAGUAGAUUAUAUUAAUUUUUGUAUAUAAUUAAUCAUUUAAUAUUUUUCUGCGUUGUAAUGACGAAGACGUAUGAGAACAACGAUUCUUAUGGAACUUUGUUUACUUCCCUGUUUUAUAUAUAUUUAAUGUUCGGUUUAUUUAUGCAGAGUAAGAAACAAGACAUACAGUUUUACAAAACCACGUAAAGCUUAAUUAAUAUUUUACUUAGUUCGUCUUAUGAAAAUAAAUGUAAAAAUGUUUUAUUCCAGUACUUAAAUGAUCCAGUUUCUAAAUAAUUUGCAACAAUAAAUAGGUUGUUUAACAGUAGGCCUACGUAAUUUUUAUUAGUAACCUUGAGUUGUCAACUUAUUGGGUCCAGCAUUUUUUAAAUUAGUAAUUAAAGUUGUCGCUGUUUACAGACUUUCUAGUAGAGUGUUACUACUGUGUGAAAUACUUAACGUGAAAUCACGUACUUAAACAUCGUCUUAGUGAAGUAAAACUAUGAACUAUCCAAUCCAGAAUGUAAGUCUUCCCGUGAAACGUAUUGCUUAUCAUAUAAAAUUUAUUGUGCUGAAUAACUGGGGAGAUUUAUUAGUUAUAAAAAUUUAAUGGCCUAUGUAGAAGCAUAUUACUUCAACCGACGAGAUGCUAUAUUUUCGCAAACGCCACGUAGAACUAAGGAAAUAUUUUAGUGGAGUGACUGCUAUUAUUAACCUAUUAUGAUAAGAUUUUUAUUACUAAUAUACUUUCCCAAUGUGUUACUUCCUUCAUUUUACGCUUCUUAAAAUAAAAGUUUGGAUUUAAAAACCUCGGUUACAGUAUUUGUGACGUACGUAAUAGAUAUAUGUACUAAUUGCACUGUAAUGUGUUGGUGAAAAGUUAUGCUGUAUUGUUUUUGUAUACCAUUAAUAACGAUAAUUGUGUCUUCAUUCUAAAAAAAACAGUGUUCUGUUGGAUGUUUAUAUGUUGUUGCAUAAAGUAACUUACAGACGUUCAGAACGUAUAACACAAUUUUAUUACCUUGACAAUAAAGAUAAAAUGUAUCUUCUCCUCA